Hippocampus zosterae (dwarf seahorse) is the source of this 823-nucleotide messenger RNA. It is a transcript of the gene nppcl2, whose product is annotated as natriuretic peptide C-like 2. Gene Ontology annotation, biological process: receptor guanylyl cyclase signaling pathway; cGMP biosynthetic process. Gene Ontology annotation, cellular component: extracellular region. Lineage: Eukaryota; Metazoa; Chordata; Actinopteri; Syngnathiformes; Syngnathidae. Gene Ontology annotation, molecular function: hormone activity; hormone receptor binding. The transcript has 2 exons. Bases 262 to 651 code for a protein of 129 amino acids. The record is from RefSeq and is a predicted model, not a curated record.
GUGUGCGUGAGAGAGAGACUCAGUCACCACGGCGACUCCGGCGCCAAGCAUGCGUGACAUCACGCCAUCGAAUCACAAUAAAAGGCCAACCCGGGACCUUGGUCCUCAGAUGCGUCCCGACUGGGAGGGGACGAACUUAUUUAGCUCCGAGAGGACUUUCAAUCAAUUACCUAUCGACGACCGACACAAGCUCUGUCGGGAUUUUGGGACACGGCAUUGAAACGACAACGAGUGGCAGCCUCCAGCCAAUCACAGCGCAGCAUGACUAACCUGAAAAUGGACACUUCAGGUGCCUCCUUCCUCUCGUUCCUGGUCCUCAUCUUCAUCCUGACCCUUGCUGCAGAGUCCCGGCCUGCGACUCGGAGCCACGAUGCCAAGGCCAUGACUGCCCUGUUUGGAUCACGGCUCUCCUCCCUCCUCAUGGCCCCACCGUCCUCCACAGAGGGGUCAGCGGUAGGUCCGGGGGCACCCCGGAAGCGGGAGGAUGAGGAAGCGGAGGGGACGACGGGAGGGUCACGCUUCCUUGUGGAAGCCCUACGCCGGUACGCCAAGGUGAGGCGGCGCGGCGGGAAGUGGACGUCGCUUGGAGGACGAGGAUGCUUCGGCUUGAAGAUGGAUCGCAUCGGCGCCGUCAGCGGACUUGGAUGCUAAACUCUGACAUGCUACCUCUGACCCCUGGCAAAGGCUGCUAGACGACUGUGUGUGCGUGUGUAACAAGACAAGCAUGUGUUAGACAUGUGCAUUUGUGUGUUGACAAGUUGUACCAUGACAACAUUCCAUCACUGAAUGUAUGUGUGCGAAGCUGAAUUAAAGAGAAAGUUCA